Xiphophorus maculatus (southern platyfish) is the source of this 3740-nucleotide messenger RNA. RefSeq lists its product as uncharacterized. Gene Ontology annotation, molecular function: cysteine-type peptidase activity; deNEDDylase activity. The record is from RefSeq and is a predicted model, not a curated record. The transcript is spliced from 8 exons. Bases 1900 to 3147 code for a protein of 415 amino acids. Gene Ontology annotation, biological process: proteolysis. NCBI's taxonomy places the organism in Eukaryota, Metazoa, Chordata, Actinopteri, Cyprinodontiformes, Poeciliidae.
GGAAUAAUGGCGAAAAGAUUAGGUAAGAGAAAAAUUGGUUCAGAAUGCAGGGCAUUUAACCUGCAGUGGAAAAACAAUUUUUUUUUUUUUGUUCAAUGCAAAGAAAAGGCCGUAUGUCUCAUCUGUCAAGAGGCGGUGGCGGUAUUCAAACAAUACAAUCUACGGAGACACUAUGAAUCCCGUCAUAAAGACAAGUAUGAUAGCUUGCAAGGCCAAAUGCGAGCAGACUUAACUCUUAAAACUAAAAGGUGGACUGUUAGCACAGCAGAAUACAUUUGUACGCCAAGCUCAGCUGAACCAGUCAUCUGUUCGGGCCAGCUUUCGGGUUGCUCAACUGACAGCAAGCAGCGGUAAACCUUUCACUGAUGGAGUUUGUCAAGAAAUGCAUAAAAGCUGUCAUGGAGGUGUGUCCUGAGAAGAAAGACAUCUUUAAUGCCGUGAGUCUAUCAGCCAGUACAAUCACCAGACGCAUUGAAGAAAUCGAGGGUAAUGUAUGUAUAUGACCAGCUGCAGCAGAAGGCGAAAGAGUUGCGGGUUUUUUACCGCAGUGAAGUUAGUUUCAAGUUGGAUAUUCGAUAUUCGAGCUCCGCGGAGUAAGCGGCGUUUAGCUCAAGGUUGAUCCGAUUUAUGAACGCUACUGUCGGCCAGCGGUUCUCCACCGCUCCCGGCCCGAGCUCCGCGGAGUAACCGACGUUUAGCUGAAAGUUGAUCCGAUUUCGGAACGCUACUCUCGGCCAGCGGUUCUCCACCGCUCCCGGCCCGAGCUCCGCGGAGUAACCGACGUUUAGCUGAAAGUUGAUCCGAUUUCGGAACGCUACUCUCGGCCAGCGGUUCUCCACCGCUCCCGGCCGCAGCGCCCGAAGGUUCACUUAGGGACUAUCAACAAAUUACUGAACCUAACAUUCCUGUCAAAGAAAUAUAAUGUUUUCUUCAAUAGCUUCCAGGUCAUGUGACCUAUUGACUCAAAAUCACUUUGGAAUAAUUAUACUAGUCUCUUUAAUUGAGGCACAGUCAUUUGUUUUCCAUUUUAAAUCAUUUUCAAUUUUUAAUUAAUUUUUUUCAUCAAAAUUGAGUGUUUUUCUUCAAUAGCUUCCAGGUCAUGUGACCUAUUGACUCAAAAUCACUUUGAAAUAAUUCUAAUAGUCCCUUUAAUUGAGGCACAGUCAUUUGUUUUCCAUUUUAAAUCAUUUUCCAUUUUUUAGGAAUUUUUUUUCUUCAAAAUUGAGUGUUUUUCUUCAAUAGCUUCCAGGUCAUGUGACCUAUUGACUCAAAAUCACUUUGAAAUUGUUCUACCAGUCUGUAUAGAUGAGGCACAGUCAUUUGAUUUCCAUUUUUAGCCAUUUUCCAUUUUUUAGGAAUUUUUUUCUUCAAAAUUGAGGGUUUUUCUUCAAUAGCUUCCAGGUCAUGUGACCUAUUGACUCAAAAUCACUUUGAAAUAAUUCUAAUAGUCCCUUUAAUUGAGGCACAGACAUUUGUUUUCCAUCUUAAAUCAUUUUCCAUUUUUUAGGAAUUUUUUUCUUCAAAAUUGAGGGUUUUUCUUCAAUAGCUUCCAGGUCAUGUGACCUAUUGACUCAAAAUCACUUUGGAAUAAUUCUAAUAGUCUCUUUAGAUGAGGCACAGUCAUUUGUUUUCCAUUUUAAAUCAUUUUCAAUUUUUAAUUAAUUUAUUUCAUCAAAAUUGAGGGUUUUUCUUCAAUAAGAUGAAGAUGGCCAUCAUACAGCAGAAGCACAGCACAGCAAAAGUGACAAAAGCAACAGCAUUAUUGCUAACUCACCAUUUACAAAGACUUUCCAAGUUUUACGGGACCAAGCUCAGGUUGACAUUCUGUCCGAGGAAUCAGAGAUCACAGAAAAUCAUUACUGCUGUCCUGGUAUAGUUGAUGUGCUUGUGAAGAACUACAUGGGAAUCAUCCCACUGUGGAGCGGAAUGUUACUUGGCGACUUAACACGGUACAAAACACCCACAUCUGCUGCAACAAAUAAAACAAGCAAAUCAAGAGAAACAAACUGCCAUGUGGAGUUGUGGUUUGGCUUGGUAAAAAAGAACAUCUUGGCCAAAAAAAAGUACCUCAGACCAGCAGACUUCAUCACAAAAUUGUAUACAUCUUUACAAGGUCGGUAUGUUGAACAUGUUAUGCAGCAUGGUCUGCCAGACAAACUUCUGGACCAAACUGUCAGAGUUUUGAAUAAACCGGCAGAUGAUCCCAAAGAAAAAUGGAACAAGAGGGAAAGUUCUGCUGGUCAGACAAAGACCAAAUCCAAGUAUUUCAAUCCCCCGAAGAUAUUACCCAAUCCCAGAACUUCCAAAGGCCCAAAAAAACAAAUCACCAAAGCUGAAGAUGAUAACAAUAAUAAAGAAUCACAGUUAACCUUGCUUUGGAAAAAGAGUGAUACAGAAGUUGUAGUAGCAGUUGUUCCGUCACAAAUUAAAGGUCGGAGCAUUGUGAUUCAUCAUUCUGACUUGUGCACUCUUCGACCACAUCAAUGGUUGACAGGGGAGAUCAUUGAAAGCCUUCUGCAUGUGGCUGCCCAUGCAUUGGGAGUCAUGGACACCUUCUACAUCCUGAAUCACUACUCAGCUGGUGUGAUUUUGUUCGGGGACAGAACUGAGCUUCCUAGACAAAGUUUACCAAAGGUAAACUUUGACAACUAUGAAGCAGUUCUGUCAUUUGUCCUUGUGAACAACAAUCACUGGAAGUUGCUGUACAUCAAUGCAGAAGCCAGAACUGUAUUCCUAAUAGAUCCUGCACAAGUAUCAUCUGAGCUUGUGGACUCCCAAAAGGCAGCUAAAAGAAUACAAGAAUACUUCAAAAUGAGAAGGACAUGCCAUGGAAAAACAGACUGGGUUGGGAUCCAAUGGAAAGGGGGGACAAUGCGCCACCCUAUUCAACAAGACGGAAGCAGCUGUGGAGUUAUUGUAGUCAAAAUGGCAAAAGCACUGAUGGAAGCCUUCCCUCUGAUGCCAGAUGUAGAUUUUGACACAACAAAAAAGGCAAUGAAAAGUGAAAGAAGAACUCUCGCUCUUCAAAUCCUUGAUGCAUCAGUAUUUGAUGACCACUGUUGGUGUGCGAUGUGCGCUGCAUACAAAGCCCCGGGGUCUGGCCCUGGAAUGACAGACUGGGUGAGAAAUCAAGAGUUGUCAAUGUAAAAUUCAGAAUUAGACACAGGAAAUGACUCUUGGGAGUCAUGAAAUGUUUUAUAUAAUAAAUGACAAGCAAUUAAACACCAAACUGUGUGACAGGAGAUGAGUAAGUUCAAUACUGCUAAACAUGUAUAUUUUCUUGUAUUUGUGAACAGAUCCAGUGUGACAACUGUGACUGAUGGUACCAUGCCCUGUGCAUAAAUAUGAAGAGCACAGAAUUUCAAAAGAAAAAAACAGGCAGUUGGAAAUGUGUAUUGUGUAGUUAAUCUGAAAACUAGAAACUGUGUUCAUUAUUGUUCGAAAUAUGUUUUGAAAAUAUCUGUGGAAAAUGAAAAUGUAAUAUGUUUGUGUGGCAUAGAUGCUAUGUGUGAUGUAUAAAGUGUACUGGAAUCAUUUCAAAUUGAUAAGUAAUUUUAUGACGUUAUCUGAAAGCUAUUGAGCAACAAUCUUAAACUUUAAGGAAAAGAUUCCUAAAAAUUACAAAAUAAAAACAUAAAACAUAAAUAAAUGUCUGUGCCUCAUCUAAAGACACUAGUAUAAUUAUUUCAAAGUGAUUUUGAGUCAAUAGGUCACAUGACCUGGAAGCUAUUGAAGAAAAA